AUGCCAGCCCACAAGGAAGGGCACCGAGCACCGCUGCCGACCCCUGGCCACCCGCCACAGCCCUCGUCGUCGUCCAAGAAGCCCACGGUCGUCGGAGAGUACGAGAUCCUCUCUACCCUCGGCACCGGCUCGUUUGGCAAGGUCAAGCUCGCACGACACGUCAAGACGGGCCUCAAGGUCGCCCUCAAGUUCAUCAGCAAGCGCAAGAUCUCGACCGCCGAGAUGUCCAACCGAGUUCAUCGCGAGAUCCAGUACCUCUCGCUCCUGCGGCAUCCCCACAUCAUCAAGCUCUACGACGUCAUCUCGACCCCGUCCGACAUCGUCAUGGUCAUCGAGUACCUCUCGGGCGAGCUGUUCGACUAUAUCGUGCGGCGAGGCAAGAUGCCCGAGGACGAGGCGCGCCGCUUCUUCCAGCAGAUCAUGAGCGCCCUCGACUACUGCCACUCGCACAACAUUGUGCACCGCGACCUCAAGCCUGAAAACCUGCUCCUUGACGAGAACCUGAACGUCAAGAUCGCCGACUUUGGCCUGUCCAACAUCAUGCGCGACGGCGACUUUCUCAAGACGUCGUGCGGUUCGCCCAACUAUGCCGCGCCCGAGGUCAUCAGCGGCAAACUCUACGCCGGCCCCGAGAUCGACAUCUGGUCGUGCGGCGUGAUCCUGUACGUCAUGCUGUGCGGCCGCCUGCCGUUCGACGACGACCACAUCCCGCUCCUGUUCAAGAAGAUCAACGGCGGCAUCUUCUCGCUCCCACCCUUCCUGUCGGCCGAGGCGCGGUCGCUCCUGUCGCGCAUGCUCACAGUCGACUCGAACAAGCGCAUCAAGCUGCACGAGCUGCGCCAGCUGCCCUGGUUCCAGAAGGACCUCCCGUCGUACCUGUUCCCGCCCCUGUCGGCGCCGUACGAGGGGCAGGACGAGAAGCAUUCGUACGAGCACGUCGAGCACCCGCGCUCGGUCGAUGGCAGCGAGCCAAAGACGCCGACGGGCAACGAGCCGGGCGCCAUGGGCCCGCUCACGCCGAGCACGCUCGCCGGCGGCCAGAGCGACGGCACGCGCACGCCCGUCGCCGAGAAGGACCCGAUCGCGGCAUUCGCGUCGGCGAGCGUCGGACGAGGCGCUGCGCUCGCGCUGAGCGGCAUGGGCCUCGUUGGCGGCGGCGGCGCAGGUGCGGCGCAGGACGGUCGGCGCCGCGAGUGGGUCGACGGCCUCGGCGUCGUCGACCAGGAGAUCGUCGACGACCUGUGCAGCAAGAUUGCCGACCUCAAGAGCGACGACGUGUGGAGCAAGCUCAAGGAGGGCGGCGACCGCGAGCUUCGGAUCGCGUACCAGCUGUGCCGCGACAACAAGCGCAUGGUCGAGGGCUCGCACUGGGAGGACGCCGAGGCGAUCCAGAGCUUCUACGCGCCGCCGGGCGACCCCCGCAACCGCAAGCCGACGAUGCGCAAGAAGCCCGCCGCCGACUCGGACCCGUCCACGCCGACCAUCGACUCUCGCGCACCGCCCUCGGCGCCGACCACGAUCCGCGUCCUCGAGACGUCGCUCCGGCGCCCGCUCGACGACGAUCCCGAGCUCGCUGCGGCCCUGAGCGCCCCGAGCCGGCCCCUCCUGCACCGGUUCAACUCGCCGCUGCGCAGCGGCGCGCAGCCGCUCACGCCGACGACGAGCCUGACGCCCGCAGCCGGCGCGGCGGGCGACGCCGCUCAGCAGCAGCAGCAGCAGCAACAGGGCCAGGGCGGGACCAACAUGGCCGUCACGUCGGCGUCGGUGCCGCAGGUGUCGGUGCAGCAGCACAGCUCGACGACGUCGACGACCAAGCGGCUGCGCCAGCGGUGGCACUUUGGGAUACGGUCGCGCAGCGAGCCGAUGGAGGUCAUGCUCGAGAUCUACCGCACGCUCAAGGCGCUCAAGAUGGAGUGGCGCGUGCGGCGCGAGGCGGGAGAAGGCGACGAGGGCGCGGGCGGUCCGUGCGGCGAGGGCAAGAAGGACGAGGGCUCGAGCAGGGCCGAGGAGAAGGAGAGCGAGAAGAGGCGCAGGCGGAGGGAGGAGGAGGAGCGCAUCAAGAAGGCGCACGAGCUCUACUUUGUCGAGACGAGGUGCCGCAUGGACGACGUCAUGGUGCGCAUGGACCUGCAGCUGUACCGCAUCGACGACCAGAACUACCUGGUGGACUUCCGCAACCUCGGGUACCGCCCUCUGCGGCCCUCGUCCGGCGCGAUCGGCUCCCUGUCCAACCUGUCGGCUCCGCCGCGCUCGAGCGACGUGUCGCCAACCGGGUCCAACAUCGUCUCGCCGACCGGGUCGACCAUGACGUCGCCCUACCUCGGCACGGCCGAGCUCCCGUCGCUCACUGGCGCCGCAUCGGCUUCGGCCCUGCCCGGUACCCCGGCCCUCUCGUCGUCGGUCCCGCACAGCAACACGGCCGACGAGCUGCGCGCGCGCAAGCCUGAGCUCCUCGGCUCGCGCGUCGCGUCGUCGAGCGGCGCAGGGGGUGCGAGCGCCCCGGCGCAGGGCAAGCGCCGUACGGCGGCCGAGGUGUCGAGCCCGUACCUGUUCCUCGAGUGCGCCGUGAGGCUCAUCGUCGAGCUGGCGAGCCCGGCGGCGAGCUCCGCGCAGGCGGCGGCGCCUCCUCCUGCGGCCGAAGGCGCUCCCCCAGCCGCGGCGUGACCCGACGAGCUCUCCCU
This is a messenger RNA of Rhodotorula graminis WP1, 2681 nucleotides long. RefSeq lists its product as uncharacterized. Gene Ontology annotation, cellular component: cytoplasm. The coding region runs from base 1 to 2664 and encodes 887 amino acids. Gene Ontology annotation, biological process: protein phosphorylation; intracellular signal transduction. The record is from RefSeq and is a predicted model, not a curated record. Lineage: Eukaryota; Fungi; Basidiomycota; Microbotryomycetes; Sporidiobolales; Sporidiobolaceae. Gene Ontology annotation, molecular function: protein serine/threonine kinase activity; ATP binding. The transcript has 12 exons.